CCUUCCCGGCUCGGCCCGCCCGGCUCUCGUCCCCUCCGGUACCUCCGCAGCGGGGCCUGCGCCACCCGGCCUUAGCAACGGCCCCAACAACGGCUCGGCUCCUCCCCCGGUGUCUCCGGGAAAGCGCUCCGCCCGGUCCGUUCCCUCUCUGGGCCCGGCGCGCGCCUGGGGUCCUGGCGGAGGGACGGCGCGUGGAGCUGCGAGGACGCGCGUGCUGUGCAGUCCACCUGUAUUUCUCAAAGAAAGUGAAGAAAAUAAUUCAAAAUUUGUGGAAAUACAGCAGGCACAAACUACUUCCACAGUUUCAGAAGAUCCCCUUCAAAACUUAUGCUUAGCAUCUCAAGAAGUUCUUCAAAAAGCUCAGCAAAGUGGGAGGUCAAAGUGUCUCAGAUGUGGUGGUUCAAGAAUGUUCUACUGCUAUACAUGUUAUGUCCCAGUUGAAAAUGUACCUGUGGAACAGAUUCCACUUGUAAAGCUUCCGUUGAAGAUCGACAUCAUUAAACAUCCAAAGGAGACAGAUGGGAAAAGUACUGCUGUACAUGCCAAACUCUUAGCACCUGAAUUUGUAGAUAUUUACACAUAUCCUUGUAUUCCAGAAUAUGAAGAAAAAGACCAUGAAGUUGCACUUGUUUUUCCUGGACCUAAGUCUGUCUCAAUAAAAGAUAUUUCUUCUCAUCUGCAAAAACGAAUUCGGAAUAAUGGUAGCGGCAAAAACGAUGACCCUGACAAACCAUCUGUUAAACGCAAGAAAGCUGAAGGACAGGAUGUCUGUGAUUUCAGUGAGAGCAAGUGGAAAGGCACGACACUAAAAAGGAUUAUCUUUAUAGAUAGUACCUGGAACCAAACAAACAAAAUAUUCACUGAUGAGCGACUUCAAGGAUUGUUACAAGUUGAGUUGAAAUCAAGAAAAACUUGCUUUUGGCGCCAUCAAAAAGGAAAGCCAGAUACCUUCCUUUCCACAAUUGAAGCCAUUUACUAUUUUCUAGUAGACUACCAUACUGAUAUAUUGAAAGAGAAAUACAUAGGACAGUAUGACAAUCUUUUAUUUUUCUAUUCUUUUAUGUACCAGUUGGUAAAGAAUGUCAGGUGCUCUGGAGACAAGGAAACAAGAAAACUUACCCAUUAGUUUUUCAAAAGAUACAUAUGUCAUUUUAUUUUGCUAAAAUUAAUAAACUUGUAACUGUGCUUUGCUUACUCUUAGAAAUAAUCACCUAUAAUGUUUGCAAGAAAGCAAGACACCUUGAAAAAAAUUCUGGUUUCAUUCAUUUUACCUCAUAUUUUUAAAAAAGAAGUUCUGUCUAAGGAAAUUUUUCAGAUAGCAUUGACUGAAAAACUCAUUCCAGAAUUUAUGUACUCAAGGUUGGCAUAUUUACUUUCAUCCCUAUGUUUUAAUAUAAUGUGCUGUAUUAAUGUGCUGUGCUGGAAACCCUGGUGGCACAGUGGUUGAGUGCUGCAGCUGCUAACCAAAAGGUUGGCAGUUCGAAUCUACCAGGUUCUCCUUGGGAACUCUGUGGGACAGUUCUACUCUGUCCUACAGGGUUGCUAUGAGUCGGAAUCAACUCAACUGCAGUGGGUUUUUAUAUCUAAGUAAUUAUUUUCAUUUGUUUAGAGAUCUACCUGUGUUUCAUCUAUAUUCACACCAUUUUUGGAAGUAGAUGUGGUUAGAAUCUCCUUGCUGAAAAAAAGAUGUGAUAAGUGAUUUUUUUGAGUUAGUGGCAAAUACAGGCAUAACUGGGCUUACAGCUCCAGCCUCUAGGACUAUUUCCAUAAGUCCACACUGUCUGUUUGCGACAGACACAUGCUGCUUAUUACACCUGUCUGGCAUCUUUUUUGGGAGGGAGGGGGGAAUUGCUAGCAAUCAUGCGGUCCUACAGUAGGGAUGGACAUAAGACCCAGUUUAAUAUGCUAAAUUUGCCCUUCCCCUAAACACAGUAAUUGAUCCAGGGAUGAGUACCUGACUCAGUAGCACCAGGGUCCUUGUUGAUAACUGAUAUGAAUGCUCUAGAAGAUAUAGGGUUCUUUUUCCAAAGGUGGGAUGGUGUGGAGGUUAAAAGCACAGACCAGACUAAACUGCCUAGAUCUCAAUUCCAGCUUUUCCUUUUCCACUUUAUCAGCUAAGUGACAGUUUCAUCAUGUAUAAAGACAAGGUAAUGCGAUAGCUACUACCCUGAUAGAAUUAUUAUGAGGGUUAACUGAGUUAAUACAUCUAAAGGGCUUUUGACAGUGCUUGGCAUAGAGUGAAUGCUAUAUACGUGUUUGCUCUUUUUACUUUCUUAUUUGGAGUUGUGAACUAAGAAUGUCAGAAGCAUAGAGCUGCUGCUGGUAGUUAUCUGUGUUGCCAGGUGGCAAUUGCCUACCUUAGAAUGGAGCCAGAAAGGAAAGCAAAGUGGAGUGAUAAAAAAGGAUAGACCUGAGGACAUCAUUCAGUCACCUACAUCUAGCUACGUGUGAAUGGAGCCUGCUAUGUUGUAUAGCUCCUGUUUGCCCCUCUGGGUACACCUUCCACUCUUCCAUUCAGCUCUCUUCUCUCUACUCGGGGAGGUAGGCUCCCUUGCCUUCUGGCUUCUGGUUGGAAGCAACAAAUGGGCAGCACGAGCAGGAGAUUGGAGGUUGAGGGGAACAAUGAAAUCAUGGUAUUUAUUUUCCUGGCUUCUUUCCUGCCAAGUCACCAUGGCUGGCUGUGUCCCUCUAUUGAAGGCCACCCUGUCAGGCAUCCCUUUCCAAGCAGUUAUGCCUAUCCAAGCAGUUAUCCCAAUUACUGCUCCAAGUACUGGCCGCUGCUCCUUCCCUUUACCCCUUUUUACUUAGGGCAGUAAUGAUUCCCAGCUGCUGUUAGCCCCUGGGCACUGCAUUCUUCCUUGUUGGUUUCUCUGAUCACUGCCCACACCUUGGUAAAUGGUUUACUACACUUUUCUCAAAUGUCCUGAUUUGCAGUUGCCUUCUGUUUUUGGGUCCCUGACUGAUAAACCUACCCACUUUGAUGCUAGAAAUGACAGUACAUUUUUCAAAAUGUAUUCACUGGCACACAUAACGUGUCUUGAGAAAAUGAGCUUUUGGUGAAAUUAGUUUGUUGGACAUUUUAUUCCUCCCUUGGACUUUCAAAAGACACAGCAGAAUAAAGGUUCUGAAAAGCCAUGAAAUAAGAAUUUUGAACUUUGAGCUAGUAUUUAUUAAACUUACUUAAAUAUAUAACACACUUAUUAACAUUCUGUGGAAAUAGUGUCCCACAGCACACAUUUUGGAAUAUUUUAAUUUAGAGCAGUCCUCUGACUAUAUAGAUGUGGCAGCUGAGGCCUAAGAGGCUAAAUAACUUGUUGAUAGGUGACACAACUAGUUAGUGGCAGAACCUGGUCUAGAACCUGGGACUUCUGAUUAUACUAUGCUAUUCAUAAAAAGGAAUGUGGAUUAUAUAAGGUUUGAACAUUAUUAGCCCCCAUAGUCUUCGCCAAAUGAACUGGCUUGCCUGUUUAGCAAUUAUUUUGUAAGAACGGAAUUAAAUUGGAUUUCUUCAUGUUUAGAACUUGGCCCUAGGAACAGAGAAAGGUCUGGAUUGAUUUAAACAGGGCCAAAGUUGGAUUUCUUUGGGCUAAAUUUGGACUUCCCUGAGCCAAAUUCUGUUGCCAUUUAACUGGCUCUACUAACCAACUGAACAUAACAGUUAAAAGAGAAAAUAAUAAUAAAAGAGGUAGACAGAAUAAUCUUAUCACUCAUUUGCUCCGUCUCAUAGCUGGCAUAAGAAAGAUGACCCACAUAGUUCAUAAAAGCCUAAUUUACAACUGAGGCAAGAUAAAAUCUCAAGUUCUUCCCAAAAGAAGAUAAUAAUACCUGUUAGAACAAUGAGUUGGCUGUACUUGUCUUGUUUUUCUUUGGUAUAAUAGAUUGCAAAAAUGGCCUUAUUUUUUCCCCUCCCUGUAUUCAUGGUCCUUUUUCAUGUGCUCCUUUGAAGUACCCUCUCUGAUUCUGAGCCAAAUUCAUUUCUACAGAUCUAGUGUAUUUCCAGUUACUCUUGUGCUUCUCCUGUUGCCAAAGUAGCAGGCAUACAUGGGUUAGUCUGCUGGAGGAUGAGACAUGCAUAGAGCUAACCAGGUUGUUCUGGUCACCAUAGCCAAUCUCCAGGUUUGUAAAUAAUCUCAACCAAGAUUUUUUUUUUUUUUAAGAUCAGUAGAGCCACCUAGCUGGCACCUACCUGAUUCCAGAUGUGUGAGCAAUGGAUGCUUACUGUUAUGCCACUGAAGGUUUAGAGCUGUUUGUUGUACAGCAUUAUUGUGGCAAUAGGUAUCUCAACUUUGGAUACAGGAGCACCUUCUCAGAUUCUCAGCUUCACUGUUUUCCUGGGCCCUUGGCCACUUGCUUUGACUUAGCUACUACCCUACAUAGGGGUAGAUGACCAACAGGCUUGCAUGAUUCCCCUGCUUGAGACCAACCAGCCAUGUGCUCAGAAUCUGUGGCCCAUCCCAACACAUCUGGACUGUAGGAAGCACCAGCCACAGGACUUCUCCAUCAACUGCCAAAAGGGCUAGGUUGUACAAUCUAGAAGAGCAGUAGUGUUAACUACCUGUCUGGCACACUUACGUCACAAUGGACUAGAAGAAGCUAUCGGAUGAAUUCCUCCCCCUCCUUGUAGGGGAUUGUUAGAGGCAGUUUUUCAUUCAGCCUGUCCAAAGAUGUACCAUGUGGCUAAGCAAAGGUACUUGCCAAGUGAUUGGCAGUGACUCUUCAUGGCUUUUCAUGAAAUAGCAGCAUGUUCUGUGUAGUAAUUUAUCAAUUUGCAUUUGCUUGCUAUCAUUGCUAGCCUCACCUCCCCUCUUCCUCACUCUCAGUGACCUGAAUUGCACCUUCUAAUAAAGUAGGAGGAUUUAAUUUUUGCCUCAGAUUCUCUUUUCUAGGGAAGCCAGGUGUUUUAGUCUGGGUUUGGUUCAGGAAAGCAGACUCACUAUAAGCGUUACAUGAAUAAAGAGGUUUAAUAAAGGAAUUAGAGUGCACACAAGUACGGCAGUUCCUAGGGGAGAUGUUCAGAGUACCCAUGACUCAGCUGGUAGAGACGUACGUGUCUUGAGCGUAUCAAGGUUUUCAUUCCCUCAAUAUUUCUAGGAGCCCUCUGGUUCAACUGAAAGAUGCCUGUUCUGAAGUCUUAAAAAAGAGUUAACACCCGAAGUGGCAAAACAAGGUGGUGGCAUAAGCAGCUGCACACUCCUAUCAACAAAACUAAAGGAAAAAAAAAAAAAAGCCAAGCAAAUAUUGGUGCUAUCAACGGUCUCAGAACUCUGGAAACCAGUCAAAGUGAAUACUGAAUCAAUAAAAAGACAUAAUAGUAGGAAAGCAUUGGCUCUCCAACCAUCUGAGCUCUACUCCCUGAACUGGCUCAGCACAGACAUCUUAGGGUGAUUUCAGUGGCCAGUGCUCCCAGGCAGGGAGCCUAGAGUUGAAGUGGAGACAGCACUCCCAGGUGGGGGGCCUGGUGUUGAAAUGGCCACAGGUGACACUCCCGGGCAGGGGCCUGGUGUUGGAGCGGCGACAGUCAGCACUCUAGAGAGUGGAUGACUACAGCCUUCGUUAAUUUAAAAAAAAAAAAGAAGAAGAGCAAAUCUUGGGGAAGGGGAAGAAUCUGAUUUCUAGAAUUACCACAUUGUAAUAGCAAAUGGCUCAGUUUCAACAACAACAAAAUCCCAAAGCAUGCAAAGAAACAGAAAAGGAUGACUCACGCAAAAGAACAAAAUGAUGGGGCAGAAACCAUCUCAGAGGAAGGACAGAUAAUGGCCUUAGUAGAUAAAGACUUUAAAACAACAUAUUGGAUAUGCUUAAAAAGCUAAAGGAAAACAUGGACAAAGAACUAAAGGGAAUCGGGAAAAUGAUACAGGAGCAAAAUAAACAUUUCAACAAAAUUUUAAACACUAGAGCUGAAAAAUGCAGUAAUGGAAGUAAUAAAUUCACUGUAGGGGCUCCAUCCACAACACGUUAGCUGGCAGAAGAAUCAGCAAGCUUGAAAAUAGGACAAUUGUGGGUAUGAAGUCCAAGGAGCAAAAAGAAAAAAAGAAUGAAGGAAAGUAAACAGAGCUUAAGGUACUGAGCAGCACCAUCAAGUGGGCCGAUAUACUCACUAUGGGAGUCCUAGAUGGAGAAGAAAGGGGCUCGAAAAAUAUUUAAAGAAAUAAUGGCAGAAAACUUCCAAAUCUGAGGGAAGACACAAACCUACACAUCCAAGAAACUGAACAAACUCCAGGUGGGAUAAACACAAAAGAGAUUCACACCAAUACACAUAAUAAUCAAACCAAAGAUAAAGAGAAUUUUGAAAGUAGCAAAAGAUAAGCAAAUCAUCACAUAUAAGGGGUCCUCAAUAAAAUUAAAUGCUGACUUCUUAGAAACUAAGAGACCAGAAAGCAGUGGGAUGACAUAGUUAAAGUGCUGAAAGAAAACUGUCAACCAUGAAUUCUAUAUCUAGCAAAAUUAUCCUUAAAAAAUGAGGGCUUAAUCUUAUUUUUUAAUUAAGGCAUUCCUAGAUAAACAAAAGCUAAGGGAGUGUGUUACCAUGAGAUCUGCCUUUCAAGAAAUUCUAAAGGAACUCCUUUGGGUUGAAAAGAAAGGACACUAGAUAGUAACUCAAAGUCUAAUGAAGAAGAAGAAGAUGUAAUGCCCAUCGUAACCACAAAGACAAUAUCUGAAAAAUAUACACAAAAAGAAACAAGAAAAGAACAAAAAUGGCUCAUUAGGAAAAAAUCAAUACAAAACUAUGCAGUAUUGGAGGAAAUGAGAAACAAAGGUAUAUGGGACACACAGAAAACAAAUAGCAGAAAAGUAGAAGUGUGUCAUCCCUUAGCAGUAAUCAUUUUAAUAUAAAUGGAUUAAACUCUCCAAAAGGCAGAAUGGAUAAGAAAACAUGAUCCAACUACAUGCUGUCUACAAGACACCAACUUUAGAAAUAAAGACAUUAGUAGGCUGAAGGUAAAAGAAUGGAAAAAAAUUUUUCCAUGUGAAUAGUAGUCAAAAAAAAAGCCAGAAAACAAAACAAAACCUGUUGCCGUCUAGUCGAUUCCAUGGAUUUGAACUGCCAACCUUUUGGCUAGCAGCUGCAGGUGUGGCUAUAUUAAUAUCAGACAAAAUACAUUUUUAAGUCAAAAUCUGUUACUAGAGAAAAAAGAGAUAAUGAUGAAAUGAUCAAGAAGAUAUAAUAACUAUGAAUGUGUAUGCACCUAACAAAAAAGUCCCAAAAUACAUAAAGCAAACAUUGACAAAAUUGAAGAAAAAGUAGUUCUCCAAUAAUAGAGACUUCAACACAGUAGUUUUAAUAAUGGAUUGAACAUCUAGACAGAAGAUUAAUGAGGAAAUGGGGAACUUUAAUAACACUGUAAACCAUCUAGACCUACCACAUAUAUAGAACACUCCACCGAACAACGUCAGAAUAAUCAUUUUUCUCCAUUGCACAGACAUCAUUGUCCAAAAUAGACCACAUAUUAGGUCGCAACACAAGUCUCAAUAAAUUUUAAAAGAUUGCAGUCUUAUAAACUAUCUUCUCAAGGAACAGUGGAAUGAAACAAAAUCAAUUGCUUGAGGAAAACUGGGAAUUUCACAAAAACGUGGAAAUUAAACAACACACUAUUCAACAACCAGUGAGUCAAACAGGAAAUCACAAGGGAAAUAAGACAAUGCUUAGAAAUGAAUGAAAGUGAAAGCACAGCAUAUUAAAACUUAAUGGAAUACAGUAAAAGCAGUGAUCAGGGGGAAAUUUAUAGUAAUAAACACCUACAGUAAAAAAGGAGAAACUGCAAAUCAGUCACCGAAAGAUAUCUUGAGGAACUAGAAAAGGAAGACCAAAUUAAGCCUAAAGCUACCAGAAGAAGAAAUAAUAAAGAUUAGAGCAGAGAUAAAUAAAAUAAAGAAUAGAAAAAGAAUAGAAUCAACAAACUGAGAAAUUGGUUCUUUGAAAAGAUCAAUAAAAAUCAACAAACCUUUUGUUAAAUUGGCAAAAAAAAAAAAAAAAAAAAGAA
Messenger RNA from Loxodonta africana (African savanna elephant), 7982 nucleotides. RefSeq names its product DTW domain containing 1 (gene DTWD1). Gene Ontology annotation, cellular component: nucleus. The transcript is spliced from 5 exons. Gene Ontology annotation, molecular function: tRNA-uridine aminocarboxypropyltransferase activity. The record is from RefSeq and is a predicted model, not a curated record. Bases 407 to 1126 code for a protein of 239 amino acids. Gene Ontology annotation, biological process: tRNA modification. Lineage: Eukaryota; Metazoa; Chordata; Mammalia; Proboscidea; Elephantidae.